AUGGCACGUAGCGAUAGCUGGAAGACUGAGCCAGUGGCCAUUGUGGGAACCAGUUGCCGCUUCCCGGGUGGUGCCAACUCUCCAUCAAAGCUUUGGCAGAUUUUGCGUGACCCCCCUGACCUUCAAAAGGAAAUCCCUUCAACCAAGUUCAAUCAGCAAGCAUUCUAUAACAAAGAAGGUAGCCAUCAUGGCGCUUCGAAUGUUACCCACUCGUACGUACUGGACGAGGAUAUAGGCCUGUUCGACCAUGGCUUCUUCAACCUCAAUCCCAAAGAGGCCGAGAGUAUGGAUCCACAACAACGAAUCCUUCUCGAAACAGUCUAUGAAGGCAUCGAGGCAGCUGGAUAUGCCAUGUCAGAUCUUCGUGGAUCGUCAACUGGCGUCUUUGUCGGCCAGAUGACCGACGACUACUACGACAUCCUGAACAAAGACGUGCAGUGCGCUCCGCAAUACACAGCCACAGGGUCAAGCCGAGCUAUUAUUGCCAACCGAGUUUCUUAUUUCUUCGACUGGCGAGGCCCAUCGGUCAACGUUGAUACAGCUUGUUCCUCGAGCUUAGUUGCUCUUCAUCAAGCUGUACAAGCAUUGAGAAGCCGUGAGAUAAGCUUGGCUGUGGCGGCCGGAGUAAAUCUCAUCCUUGGGCCCGAAAAGUAUAUUUACGAAUCCCAAUUAUCUAUGCUUUCGCCUACUGGACGAUCAAGAAUGUGGGACUCGGAGGCGGAUGGUUACGCGCGUGGUGAAGGUUUUGCAGCUGUUAUUCUCAAACCGUUGAGCCAAGCACUGGCUGAUAAUGAUCACAUUGAAUGCAUCAUCAGAGAGACAGGCGUGAACCAGGACGGAAGAUCGGAAGGUCUUACUGUUCCUAGCUCAGAAGCGCAAACUGCACUUGUCCGUUCGACCUACAGUAAAUGUGGUUUGGACUUGGAAAAGACGCAAGAUCGCUGCCAAUUCUUCGAGGCGCAUGGGACGGGGACACAAGCAGGCGAUCCCAAAGAAGCCCGCGCAAUCCGAGAUGCAUUCUUCCCCGGCCAUACCCAAGAGGGCCUGGACAGAGAGGCAUUGUAUGUUGGUUCUAUCAAGACAGUCAUUGGACACCUGGAGGGAGCAGCCGGCCUCGCCGGUUUGCUCAAGGCUGCACUGGCUGUUCAGCAUGGCCAGAUUCCUCCAAAUCUCCACUUCAAUCGUCUCAAUCCAAAGAUUGAACCAUUCUACAAUGGCCUUGAGGUUCCCACUAGGUUGAAGCCCUGGCCAGAACUGCCGCCGGGUUCGCCGCGUAGGGCCAGUGUCAACUCAUUUGGGUUUGGUGGAACAAAUGCGCACGCAAUCAUUGAGAGCUGGGAUCCCGUCGACGCACUUGACUAUGCGGAGGAUCCGAGAAAACACCCGCUAGUCGCGGCUGGCAAUGCCCAGCAACAACAUUGGGGUCCUUUCACACUGUCUGCAGGCUCAGAAAAGGGCCUGACGGAUGUGAUGUCAAGCCUCGCUCAAAUGCUCAAGGCUGAUCCAGGAAUCCAUCUGCAAGACCUGGCGUGGACACUGCAGCUUCGACGAGAACACUUUCCCGUCCGAGCUGCGAUUGCUGCCGUCGAUAGGGAGCAGCUCAUCGAUCGCUUGCUUGACGCCAGCAGCGAUGUGAACGCGCUCUCCGUGCAGUCAUCGAGAGCUAUGAGAGUGUCCGACAAGUACCCGUUACGCAUUUUGGGCAUCUUCACUGGUCAAGGUGCGCAGUGGCCUAGGAUGGGCGCAGAGCUUUACAAGAAUUCCGAAGCCUUUAGAAGGUCCAUCACUGAGCUUCAAGAGUCAUUAGACGACCUCCCAGAUGCUCCCUCAUGGACCCUUGCCUCUGAGCUUCUAGCGUCCGCUGAGAUCUCUCACGUCAAAGUUGCAGAGAUUGCACAGCCCAUCUGCACAGCUGUACAGGUUGCUCUCGUAGAUCUUCUCAAAGCAACCGGCAUCGUUCUUCAUGGAGUCGUUGGGCACUCCUCGGGAGAGAUUGCUGCGGCCUAUGCAGCAGGAUACCUAUCUGCUCGAGAUGCAAUGCGGAUCGCCUAUUAUCGUGGCUUACAUUCCUACCUUGCUUCUUCUCCAAGUGGCCAACCAGGACGGAUGAUGGCUGUUGGGUUAUCUUUUCAAGAUGCGGAGGCCUUCUGCCAGCGUCCUCAAUUUCAAGGUCGCCUCUCUGUCGCUGCAAGCAAUGCUAGAUCAAGUGUUACGAUUUCUGGAGACGCCGAUGCCAUUGGAGAAGCUAAGGAGGCCUUUGACACCGACGAGGUCUUUAAUCGGGCGCUACAAGUAGACAAAGCCUACCACUCACACCAUAUGAAGGCUUGCGCGGGAGCCUACCUCGAUUCAUUGAGAGCCUGUAAUAUAAAGUUGUUGCGAGCCAAGACUGAGUGCGUCUGGUACUCUAGCGUCCAUGGAUCGGCCGGACGAUACACCCAUGAGCCAGAGAAGUUUGCCGACCAGUACUGGGUAGAUAACCUCGUAAAGCCAGUCAUGUUCUCCCAAGCGCUGGAUCGGGCCGUCCAGGAAAGCCAACGGCUUGAUCUCGUGCUUGAGGUCGGACCGCAUCCAGCCCUACGCGGUCCCGCCAGCGAGCUGAUCAAGUCUUUGACGGGUACUUCAGUGCCAUACAUUGGAGUGCUCAAGAGAGGCGGGAAUGACUUGGCUGCUUUUUCCGAGGCUCUUGGUUUUGUAUGGCGACAUGCUCAAGUUGACUCGCCUGGACGGCCCAUACCAGAUUUCGAAGCGUUUGCCCGUGCUUGCCAGCCUAUUGAGACGCCGUUCUGUCCUCAAGUCUGCAAAUCUCUACCGAAAUUCCCGUGGAGCCAUGGAAAGUCGCUUUUAUGGGAAUCACGAACUUCCAAGCUGUGGCGAGGUCGUCAGGAACCAGAACACCAUCUACUGGGGGUGCCUACCGUCAGCGGUAACCGCCGGGAAGUACAUUGGCGCAAGGUCAUGAGGGUGAAAGAGAUGGAAUGGCUACGAGGGCACAAGUUCCAGAACCAGGUGCUUUUCCCCGCAGCAGGUUACGUGUCCAUGGCGGUGGAGGCGGCAUCAUACUUGGUUGCGGACCAGCCCGACAAGACCAAGAUGAUUGAGCUUUCGGACAUGAAGAUCCAUCGAGCAAUUACUCUUUCGGAACAAUCUUCUAUAGGCACCGAAGUUACAUUUGUUAUCCAUGUACGGCAGCAAGAUCCUACUACUACAAUCGCCGAGUAUUCUUGCUUCAGCGUCGAGGCUGAUGCUGGGGUUGACAAGCAGAAUGACUGCAACUUUACUGGAUCCGCAAUCAUAACUACUAGCGACAAUGCCACUCAGACAGUAGACAGUCUACAAUCAUCGAGGAAGGAGCUAGAUCGUCCACUGACACAAGUGAACCUCGACCAGUUCUAUUCAAGCGUCAGUGGCAUCGGCCUUGAUUACUCUGGUGACUUCGUGGCAAACUCCAUUGACAGACGACUCGGCUUCGCUACCGUUUCCAUGUCUCAGAGAUACCGACAUCAUUUGCUCGUAGAUCCUGCUGUGCUUGAUACCUCAUUCCAUGGUGUAUUCUCUGCUUUCUCUUAUCCGCACGACGGGCGUAUGUGGACUGCCUACCUUCCAACCAGCAUUCGCCGCUUCAGAAUCACCUCGGCCCAGCCCUGCGAACAGCAAUCGCACCCGCAAAAGGACUUCAGUGCCGACUGCAUCCUACGCGAGGCCUCUGACAAGGUCAUUUGUGCUGAUGUGAAUAUCUACUCUGGUGCCAGCAACAACACCCUGACCUAUCAGUUGGAGGGCCUAACUUGCACUUCGUUCACCACACAGAGCCCAGAUCAGGAUCGCAAACUCUUCUCUCAUACGGUUUGGAGAAAGGAUAUAUCUUGUGGUAUUGAGAACAACAGAAUAAUCAAUGCAAGCCAUGAUGAUUCGAAGCUGUAUGAGGUUCUAGAGCGAACCUCGUAUUUCUUCUUAAGGAAGCUCAGGGAAGAGAUCUCAGCGCCAGAUAUUGAGAACAUGCCAUGGCAUUACAAGGCCUGUUUGGACUGGGUGUUGAAAAGACUACUACCCAGUAUCGAGAAUGGCCAGCACAGCAGAGUGAAGGCAGAAUGGGCAGUCGAUAAAGAGGAGGACAUCCACACUUGGCGCAGUGCGUUUGGCGACGAGAUUAGCCUCCGCGCCGUGCACGCCAUCGGUCAGGCUUAUCCCGAUAUUGUCCGUGGCAACGUGCCCCCGCUGCAGAUUCUACUAGAAGACGAUGUCCUAAACAGGAUCUACCAAGACUGUAUUGGAGGAAGAACAGCGAACAGUCAGGUUGGUGAGAUUCUAGGGCAACUCGCGCACCGUUAUCCGCAAAUGAACAUCCUCGAGAUCGGUGCCGGGACAGGAGGAACAACCAAAACAGUUCUCAAGUGCCUCAAAUCAAGCUUCGCCUCUUACACUUAUACAGAUAUCUCACCUGGAUUCUUCGAGAAGGCUGCUUCGGCCUUCUCAGCAACCGCUGACAAAAUGAUCUUCAAGACACUUGACAUUGAGCGUGAUCCGGUGGAACAAGGCUACCAGGAGUGCUCAUUCCAUGUCAUUGUAGCGGCCAACGUGCUUCAUGCGACCAAGAACCUUGAGACAACUAUCGCAAAUUGCCGAAGGCUUCUCAAGCCUGGCGGUCGGAUGGUGUUGCUGGAGAUUACGAGUGAAGCUCUGUGGAUUCAGACCAUCUUCUCGUCGCUGCCAGGUUGGUGGCUCGGAGUAGACGAGGGCCGGAUCAACCAUCCCACUGUGCCAAUAGACGAGUGGGACGGGAUCCUGCGUCGAAAUGGUUUCUCUGGGGUUGAUUUCCAAUGUCGUGAUCUUGAAGACGAGGAAAGAUACACAAUGUCCGUCUUCGCAACCGAAGCUUUGGACGAGAGGGUUCAGGUACUUAGGAACCCUCUAUUGAUAGAGCCGAGCCAGUCAUUGGCUCCUAAGCUCGGACACGUCGCUCUCAUUAGCCCUCUAGAUUCAGAGCUUGACGAGAUUGUAGGCGAAAUUACGAAACUUCUGACUCCGUUUGCAACUGGAGUCAUUGUCGCCAAAGGACUCCAAGAUCAGGUCUUGACCCAAGACGCUCUGCCAUUAGGAUGUACCGUCAUCUCGCUCGUCGAUCUUCACGAGUCCACCUUUCUAAACAUGACUGGCUCAAAAUUCGAAGUCCUAAAGAGUAUUUUCAACAAUGCCAAGAAUGUCCUUUGGGCAACCAAAGGGUGCCGGGCCGAGGAUCCCUAUGCCAACAUCAUGGUCGGCCUGGGCCGCUCAGUUAUGCAAGAGCUUACCCAUCUUAACCUUCAAUUCGUGGAUCUGGACGUAUCGGGGACAGAAAAGCCUGCAGUAUUGCUAUCCAAAACCCUGCUGCGCAUGCCAUAUACUGGUGAGCCGGAGUUUGAGGAUGUGGUCUGGUCAAGUGAGACUGAAAUGGUGAUUUCAGACGGCAACACAUACAUUCCAAGAAUUCUACCCCUAGAAGCCCCGAACCAAAGACUCAAUUCGGGCCGGCGUACUAUCCAAACUCAAUUGAGCUUAUCUCAACAGCCAGUUACUCUGAGAAGGGAUCGACGCAGUGGGAUGUGUUGGUUAGAGCAGUCUUCGACCGCUGUGGAAGGAAGUGCAGAAGCUCCUUUCUCUCAGGUUGAGGUGCGCGUUCAUGCCUGCUCCCUUUUCCCGGUAGUCACGAGGGAAGGACAGAAUUAUUUUGUCUGUGUUGGCAAAGAUACUGAGCUACAAAAGACGGUCUUGGCAUUGACACCCACCGACAGCUCCAUUGUCAAAAUUUCAUCCAACAACAUCAUCCAAGUCGUCCAAUCCUCAAUCUCCACAUCUCCUCAAAAAUUGCUCCGAGAAGCUCUGAUACGAAUCAUUUGCGAGGCUGUUGCUAAACCUUUAGCAAAUAUCAAGGGCACAAUCUGGCUACACACUGAUGACGCGUCUGCUGCGGAGAUUGCAUCCAAAGUACUAGCCGGCCAUGGUCUCGAGCUGCUUUGGACAGCUUCAAGCAACGCUCACUUUCGGAUCACGGAAAAUGAUUAUCGGCCUGCUCAGACCCUUCACUCCCUAGUCACAUACAGAGAACUCCUUUCUCAGGUUCCCGAUCAUGUACGGUGUCUCUUGACGCUCGGAGAAGAGCCAAUCGCUGGAUUCAAUGAUCGACUAGCUUCUCGUCUGGACGAAGUUGCUGAGAUAUGUCACUUAACCACCAACACUAGCCGUCAUGGUCGUAUUGCUGUCUCACUCAACCUUGAAGAGGUUCGGGAAAGUAUCAGGACUGCAAUUCAAUCACCAGCUACCGAAUAUUCUGUUAUUGACAGUACUUUCAUGUCCAUCACCCCAGUGGACAAGCUGCCGAUGACCCGGGCAACGGUUCCGCAUAGAGCCGAGCCCCUAGAGAUUGUCGAUUGGAGAAACGUAGAGCAAGCGGCCACCAUCGUAAAGCCCCUGCACACUCAUAGCAUGUUCUCCAACAACAAGACAUACUUCCUUGUGGGUCUCACCGGCGAGCUUGGUCUCGGUCUUUGCAACUGGAUGAUUGACAACGGUGCCCGGCAUUUGGCGCUAUCUAGUCGAAGGCCCAAUGUCGACUCCCGAAUAUUGGACGAGUGGAAGAGCAAGAACGCUAAUGUCCGGAUAUUCACACUCGAUGUCACGAAUGAGAAGAUGCUCCACGAUGUUCGCCAACAGAUUGUUGAUACAAUGCCCCCGAUUGGUGGUGUCAUGAACGGCGCUAUGGUGCUUCGGGACAGAUUGUUCAGUACCAUGACCGAGGAGGACUUUGCCGCCGUCCUGGGCCCCAAAGUACAAGGCAGCGAGUAUCUCGACCGUGCCUUUCACUCGGAUCCUCUCGAAUUCUUCAUCCUCUUCUCGUCUUUAUCCCGAGUUAUCGGGAACCCUGGGCAGUCCAACUACGCUGCGGCAAACAUGUUCAUGGCCAGCCUGGCAUCAAAACGCAGAGCACGCGGUGUAUCUGCCUCGGUUAUCGACAUUGCUAUGCUUGUAGGUUUUGGGUGGAUGUGGCGCAAUGCAGACGAUAUUCUGGAGGCUCAGAUGAAGGCGGCAGCCUACAUGUGUAUCUCUGAGCCAGAGUUCCAUACUAUAAUGGCCGAGGCUAUUGAGGCCGGGAAGCCCAACAAAGACCUCGAUCCAGAGAUACACACAGGUCUCGCCAUUUCCAAUACGGCGAGCUGGAAGCGGUUCCCUCGUUUCUCGCACUAUGUGCUUUCUGAAAAUGAUGGCGUCGCCGCCAAGGAAACGAGCGCCGUACCUGACAAGACAAUCCGACAGCUCAUAUCGGAAGCAGCCAGUGAUGAUGAUAUUAUAACAGCGCUGGAGGUAGCACUCUCGCGUAAAUUACGCUUGAUACUUCAGCUAGCCGACACUGGCUCACCUUUGGACCCCAAGACGGCCUUGCUCUCGCUGGGCAUUGACUCCUUGGUCGCCGUAGAGUUACGGUCUUGGUUCCUCAAGGAGCUUGCUGUCGAUGUGCCGACUCUGAGGAUUCUCAGCGAUGCCACCAUUGCCGAUAUCAGUAUCGAAGUCAAGUCGAAGCUCGAUAUUCCUAGAGCAGAACCAAAAGCAGUUUCCCCAGAAGCCAACAAUAAUGCAGUGGUAAAGGAGCCGGGGUUGUCUCGCCCCGAGUCUGACGCUCCAACAAUCACUGUUGAGACUGAUAACCUGACGCCGGCCUCCACUCCACGGGAUGAGAGUUCAACCGAUCUCCGCGCUGACAAUGAGCUCAAACGCAUCAUCCUGUCCACGCUGAGCGGCACCGUAACUCCUACCAUCGCUGAGUCAAGCCGAGGGAAUGGGGGCACUACGCGGCAAGAAUCCCCAGCAUCGACCAUCGCCACGCCCAUUGACAACUACGAGCGCAUGGGACACAUGUCUUACUCCCAAGCUGCGCUCCAUUUUCUCCACGAGUAUCUGGUCGAUAAAUCCAGCCAGAAUGUCUUGUUCCGCGGCAGAUACCCGCACCGCCUGAACAUUGACCAGUUCGAAAAUGCCUUGCAACGAGUAGCAAGACGCCAUGAGGCCCUUCGCAGCGCUUACUUUGUUGCAUCCGACUCUCAAGAAGCCAUUCAGGGAGUAAUGACAGAUUCUGGAAUACAAAUUAUACGCAAAGAUAUCGACAGCGAAGAAUAUGUCGAUGCUGAAGUGCAGGAGCUUAGCAAGCACGUUUUCGAUAUCGCGAAUGGUAACCUCAUGGUAGUCGCCAUACUCUCGAUAUCGCCCGACCUUCAUCACAUCGUCUUCGUACAUCACCACAUCAUCAUGGACGCUCAAGCUACAGUUGUCUUCCUCACAGAGCUGACCUUGGCUUUCGCCGGGCGGCCUCUAAGCAACUCUCCUCCUCAAGCUAUCGAUGUAUGCGCCAAGACGCGGGCACAAUGUACACCAGAUAAACUGGCAGAUAAACUAUUGCACUGGAAAAAGGUCCACGAGCGGUAUCUUGGCCCGAUGCCUCUGCUUCCAUUUGCCAAGACUCAGAGCCGCAAGCCUCUUUCCGAUUAUGACAUUCAGACUUUCGACAUCAGACUGGAGGCCGACCUAUGUUCCAUGAUCCGGAAAAAGGCCUCGGAGCUUCGCAUCACUCCUUUCCAUUUCUACUUGGCCAGUUUUCACGCCUUGCUUGCUCGUUGUCUUGGUACCACUGACGACAUGAACAUCGGUAUAGUCGACUCGAAUCGUGGCUUAGAUGCUGAGCACACACAAGCCAUGGGUUGCUAUGUCAAUCUUCUCGCCCUACGAGUCAAUCUCCGUGAGAAUGAGAGUUUUGACAAGGUAGCACAACGCACUCGGGAUACCGUUCUAGCAGCUCUAUCCAAUGCCGGUGUUCCAUUCGAGCUUCUACUGGAUCAGCUCACGGUACCCCGCCACAGCAGUCAUCAUCCCUUAUUUCAAGUCACCAUGAACUACCGACUUGGUGUCCCAUCUUCUAGUCCCUUGGGCGAUGGGCAGAUUGAGUGGACCGGCGCGAUGCCUGCCAAGAACUCGUACGACUUGGAGGUUGACGUGUCGGACACCCCUCGAGGAGCUUGUGUUCUCUCUUUUACCACGCAGCGAUACUUAUACAGUGCUUCAGAUACAAAAAUGUUGAUGGGAUGGUACAUGCACAUGUUGAAAACAUUUGCGCGCGACUCCUCCAUACGAGUCAGCAACUGCCCCCUUGCCGAUCCAAAUGAGAUAGACAAGGCCAUCGAUCUAGGUCAGGGUUCUAAAGUCAAUAUCGAAUGGGAGGGCACUCUUGUAGAUCAGUUCGAAAGGAUUGCGGCCCAGUGCCCGAAUUCAGUCGCAAUAAAGGACGAUGACGGCAACCAACUAUCAUACUCUGAUAUGACCAAGACCAUCAAUACCAUCUGUCGAGGGCUUCAAACCCGCAACAUUCCGUCAGGGUCGAGAGUGGCUGUUUUGCUGCAUCCCAAUGCCGAUUCCAUAUGCACUCUUUUCGCCGUUCUCCGGCAGGGUCUGGUUUGGGUACCCCUCGACAUGCGUAACCAUCAACAGAGGCUCGCAGCAAUGGUCGUAGACUGCUCACCUCGUUAUAUUAUUCACUCUAAUACCACACAAGACGAGGCAGGAAAGCUCGUAGCCGCCUCUUGCAGGGAAGAUUGGGAACCUGAGCUUUUAUGCUUGGAGACGUUGAUGGCAUCUGCGACUUCUUCCCCUGUAUCAGACCAAACAAAGAAUUUGAGCCAGAGGCCUGCAGAAGCUCUUAUACUCUACACAAGUGGUUCGACUGGUGUACCCAAGGGCGUUAGUCUAACGCACAUCGGCCUUCUUAACCAAAUAUACGUCAUUCCUGACGUAGUAGGUGAGUGCCGGGUAGUUCUGCAGCAGACAUCUCAUGGCUUCGAUAUAGCUUUGGAUCAAAUCUUCAAUGCUCUUACCCGUGGUGGCACAUUGAUCGUCGUCGGUCAGCAAGGCCGAGGUGAUCCUGAGCACAUUUCCAAGCUCAUGCUAUCCGAAGGCGUGACCUAUACCAUGAUCGUUCCCUCUGAGUAUCAUCUGAUGUUCCAGUAUGGCUCUAAAUAUCUGAAGCAGUGUCGUCACUGGCGAGUUGCUCAUGCUGCAGGCGAGAAACUCACGCCUCGCCUUCGUCAGGCUUUCCAAGACCUCGGUCUUCCCGACCUGAAGCUAUUCAACGCUUAUGGCCCGACAGAAGCGUACAUAACCUGUGCCAGGGGUCUCGUACCUUACUCAACAGAUGAGGAUAUCAUGGCUGAAGCAGAUGACCUGAAGGUCUUGCCAAACUAUGACAUCACCAUCCUAGAUGAGAAUCUCGACCCUUUGCCGCCUGGCUUUCCGGGGGAGAUUUGCAUUUCCUCGCCAUACUCGGUCAGCCCUGGGUACAAUUGCAGGCCUGAGGAGACCAAACGCCAGUUCAUCGACCUGAAUGUUAUCCUCGGAGGCUCUGGGGCUCCAGGUAUUUCUACCUACCGAACAGGUGAUCUGGGUCGCUUAUCAUCAAAAGAUGGCACACUCAAGGUCCUAGGACGCAUUGGAGGCGACAGCCAGGUCAAGAUUCGCGGUCAGCGAGUUGAGCUCGAGGAGAUUGCUGAUACUAUUGUUCGCUGUUCUAACAAUAUCAUCAGCAACGCCGCUGUAUCCUGGCGUCCCGAUACUGAGACGCUUGUUGCGCUGGUCGUCUUCGCCAGAGAUACUGCAGAGGACGGCAUCGAAUGGACAACGAAUCAAUUACACGAGCAACUUCCCCUCCCGUCAUACAUGCGUCCCUCAGUGUGGAUUCCUGUUCCUGGAAUUCCGACCAACGCGAAUGGAAAGAUAGACAAGCGCGCUAUUAAUGAGUACCCCAUCCCAUCCUCUGAGCCACGACUCUCAAAGGUGUCGAAUGAGGAUCACCUCUAUCCUUUAUCCGAAUCUGAGAGACAAGUUGCGAUUAUUUGGCAACAAGUGCUCAGAAAGGAGGUAUUAGAUGUUGUAGAUUCCAAAACCGACUUUUUCUACCUCGGCGGCAACUCACGAAACCUCAUUGAGCUUCGCUUCUUGUUGGAGAAACACUUUGCGCCUGUCAAGAUCACGCUACCUCAGCUCUUCCAACACAGCGCUCUAGGUGAGAUGGCGGCGAUGUUUGCCCCUCCCCAUAAAUCCAGUCCGUCUUUUGGUUUAAAUAGUCAACCAGCACGUAUGGACUGGAAAAAAGAAGUAGAAGAUGCCUGCAAAGAAGCCCUGCGUUAUCAGUCCUCUGGAGAAGCCACCUAUCCGAUGCAGCAUGGCGAAACUGCUCACACAAACCCCAAGAGGCUGGUGGUGGUGCUCACUGGCGCUACCGGCUUCCUGGGAAGUGCUAUUGCCCAAUGUCUUGCCGAUAAUUCUCAAGUUGGUGAGAUAUACUGCAUUGCCAUCCGUGUUGCCAAUGACGGGACACGACGCGUACCAGUUCAGAGUGAUAAAAUUGUCGAGUAUGCUGGCGACCUGGAAUCACCCUAUCUGGGGCUUUCAAAGACCGAUUUCGACAACCUCAGCAAGCGUGCCGAUAUGAUCAUCCACAACGGCGCUCAGGUCUCUUUCCUUAAGACAUACCAGUCCCUUCGCAAAGCUAAUGUGUGUUCCACCAUUGAUCUAUGCCGCAUGGCGCUCGUCCGCUCGAUCCCCUUCCAUUUCGUCUCCUCUGCCGGGGUGGCGCUCGUGCCAUUUAUCGGGGACAACGCAGAUGGCCAGGCGGAGGGAGCACCAAGGCUCUCGCGGCAGUCUGCGAACGAUCGUAUACCCAACCCUGAUUCACAGAGCGGGUAUCAGGAUAGUAAAUGGGUGGCAGAACAGGUCUUGGAGGCGCUAUGUAGCCAGAGCGGCCUCCCCGUGACGAUCCAUCGACCGGCAAGCAUCGUAGGAGAGGGUGCACCCAAGCUUGACCUGAUGGCAGGGAUUCUUAACACCUCGAGAGUAUUGGGAAAGGUCCCCAAGCUUGAUGGAAAGGUUGGAGGAGUUCUUGAUUUUGUGUCCGUGCAAGACGUAUCAAGCCGGUUGGUCGAUGACGCGGUCAAUACAGUUAAUGGAGAUGGAACAAUAGUCAAGUAUGUGCACCAUUGCAACGAUACGAAACUUUGGCCCAGUCAGCUGAAAGAGUACCUCGAGGCACAAGAUGGUUCGAACUCAACUUACAAUGCCAUUGGCUUGGAUGAGUGGCUAGAUGCGGCGCCAAACGCGGGCAUGGAGCCACUCCUUCACGGAUUUUUAAAGGCUUCAUUUGCGGAAGGGAUCAAAAUUCAGAUGCCACUGCUAUUGUAA
Clonostachys solani is the source of this 12252-nucleotide messenger RNA. NCBI's taxonomy places the organism in Eukaryota, Fungi, Ascomycota, Sordariomycetes, Hypocreales, Bionectriaceae. The record is from the annotation of a GenBank genome assembly.